GCUCUCCUUAGAGAAACCUCACUCCAUCUGAAAGAAUGGCUCCAGCCUACACUACUGACUACUCAAAACUUUCCAACAAGGAAAAGCAUAAAUUGCGUAAACCUGCUGUGGAGAAGAUGCGCAGAGAUCGCAUCAACAACUGCAUCGAGCAGCUCAAAACAAUUCUGGAGAAGGAAUUCCAGCAGCAAGACCCCAACACCAAGCUGGAGAAAGCUGACAUUCUGGAGAUGACUGUGGUCUUCCUGAAACAGCAGCUGCAGCCCAAGACCUCAGCAGCUCCACAGAAAGCACAUUUUGACGGCUACUCCCAGUGUUGGAGGGAGACCAUGAACUUCCUGUCUGUCAACUCCAAGGUGGACACAGUAUGUCAACAUCUGAACCACUGCCAGGAAGCCCAGAGAUCUGCUGAAGAUCUCACUCACCUGUCUCCAGCAUCCCAUCAACCCACCAAGGUCACAGUGAAGCAGGAACCAGGUGCUCUCAGACCUCUCUGGAGACCUUGGUAGAGACACCAAGCUCAAAGACUUUUCCAUGUAAACUAGAUGGUUCUUAUGUUGGAGUUAUUUCCUUUUUAUGUCAAUUUAAGUUAUUUCUUUUGAAAGAGGAAGUUUUUAUGGUACAGCUAUUUCACAUUGAGUGAAUUUGUUGGAAGAAAAUGUGUUUCACAAUGUGAAAGCAUAAUCUUCUGCAUAUGAUUUUAUAGAUGUGAUCAUAUGUAACAUGCAUCUAUGGUUUCCUCAUGGAUGGACGUUGAUUUGUAUAAGUAAUCUUCACAGUGAAGAGUCAAGAGAUGACUUUUUAACUCCUGUGGAGUUGGAAGUAUUUAUUUGCAAUGAUUUCACAUAUGCUAUCUCUUUGCUUUUUAAAGGCAAAAUGUUAUUGUUCCUUCUUAUGAAGAAUGUGAGUCUUCACUUGUUAAUAAUAUAUAUUAUAUGAUGACAGAUGUCAAAGUGUGUGAACAUACUGUCACAAA
Molecule: messenger RNA, 973 nt
Organism: Myxocyprinus asiaticus (Chinese sucker)
Lineage: Eukaryota; Metazoa; Chordata; Actinopteri; Cypriniformes; Catostomidae
Product: transcription factor HES-5-like
Exons: 2
Coding region: 36-506 (156 amino acids)
Biological process (GO): anterior/posterior pattern specification; regulation of neurogenesis; regulation of transcription by RNA polymerase II
Cellular component (GO): nucleus
Molecular function (GO): DNA-binding transcription factor activity, RNA polymerase II-specific; protein dimerization activity; RNA polymerase II cis-regulatory region sequence-specific DNA binding
Source: RefSeq, a predicted model, not a curated record